CUGACAUCUAGACACGAAAAACGAAACGAGUUUGUCUUUUCGUUUCAACGGCUCUUGGGCAGCGGCUCCGACGAAUAAAUAAAAUACGUCACGUUGUAAAUGGAGAGCUUAUAAAUUGCAUUCAAGCUGAACGAGAAUCUGCGACCUUGUGUCGCCUCACCAAUUAAUGUCUCAAAUUAUUUCUUUGCCCGGCGCUUUAGCUUACUAUGUUUUCUAAGUGAAUUACCAACGUAUAGUUAAAAUAUGGUUUAGCGGUGUACGGUGUUCGGUGACUUGAAACAUAAAUAUAGUGAUAAUACUCAGUUAAAGUGGUCAGAAGGCUUCGUGGAUUCGGUGCAAAACGAUUUGACCUUACUUUUGAGUAAAAGAGUCGACCCACGCCGUCUAUUAAGAAGACUCCUACGCCUCGGUACAAACUGCGUUGUCGUCGAGAGACUAAAAAAGGCACUACGAUGAGAAUAUUACUGGAUGAAUUACGUUACGUUGCUUAUAUUUACCCGUGUGCAUAUUUUUAUUAAGUUAAUAUUAUGUUUGUACAUAAUUAAGUGUAGAAGUGGUGCUAUUCGAUAUUUUUCUUAUCAGAAUAUGUUUUGAUUGUUACUUAUCAAGGCUACCUGUUCGUGAGAAAUCAUUGAAGCGGUUUGGCAAACAGAUGGUACAUAUCGUAAUUAAGUACACAAGAAUUUAAUAACACAUCAAAUAUAAUGCAAAACUUCAAGUUGAUGUAAAGAGGUUUAUUAUAUUUAUAAAGAAGUCAUAAAAGUCUUCAAAAUAAAGAAAACAUCAGCCCUGCUCUGUUACAAAGUGAGAAUGGAUGAAAAUGAUGUUAUCAUAUCUUCCACCGAGAUAAUAAAGGACAGACUGUAUUUUGCGACCCUGAAGACUGGUUAUAAACCGAAACCCACGCGGAACAGUAAAUAUUUCCAUAUAGAAGAUGAAAUCGUCUACGAGAACUUUUACUUCGAUUUUGGACCUUAUCAUCUAUGUCACUUGUAUCAAUUUUGUAAUAAGCUCAACGAUGAGUUGGAGAAGAAUCCGAAAAAAAAGAUUGUCUUCUAUACCAGCAGUAAUGAGACGUUGCGACUUAACGCUGCUUACCUUAUUGGGAGUUAUCAGAUAAUAUACCUUGGAGGUUGUCCGGCAGCAGUUUACAAGCAACUAACAGAAGGCAGCGAAUGGUCACUGCUUAGUUUCAGAGACGCGUCAGGUGGUCCACCACUAUUCGAUAUCUCUCUACUCGAUGUGCUUAGGGGUCUAAAACUGGCGCACGAUGCUAGAUUCUUUGAUUUUAAACACUUCGAUGCUGAACAGUAUCUUUACUAUGAGAAAGUAGAAAACGGCGACUUAAACUGGAUAAUUCCAGGCAAGAUGCUAGCAUUCUCCGGCCCUCACCAUCGAUCCCGUUUAGAACGUGGUUAUCCAUUACACAGUCCGGAACAUUAUCACCAAUACUUCCGUACACAUCACGUGACAACCAUCGUCCGUCUCAACAAGAAGUCAUACGAUGCUAAGCAGUUUACAGCUCACGGCUUUGAACAUAGAGAGUUGUUCUUUGUUGAUGGAUCAGUACCUUCGGAUCACAUCGUCAAUAGAUUUAUAAGGAUCGCGGAGGCAGCUAAAGGUGCGGUGGCUGUGCAUUGUAAAGCGGGUCUGGGUCGCACGGGUACUCUGAUCGCUUGCUACAUGAUGAAGCACCACGGGUUUGCGUCACGCGAGGCCAUCGCCUGGCUGCGCCUCUGUCGGCCAGGCUCCGUCAUCGGACAUCAACAGUGGUUUUUGGACAAUAUCCAAGUUCGCAUGCACGCGGAGGGUGACGCGUAUCGUCGUCGACAUAACAUCACGUCGUUGCCGGUGUUCACCCGCGGUAUCUACUGUGACUUGCCGCCAGAGACCGACGUGUCUGACAAGUCCGUCGCCGCCACUGACAAACCCGUCUCUCUGCAGACUAUACUGCAUAGCAACAAGAAUGGCAAGAUCGACAACGCAAAUGUGUUAAAUGCUAACGAAACGGACACAGAGAACAAUGUGACUUCAGUUAUCGGUAAAUACAAGACCACGGCAACGCCUAUGUUGCCCACGAAAACGGUAUUCGCCUCCAAGAUGAACUACAUGCUGCCCACAAAUAACAUCCGUAACGCCAACAACACCAAUCUCAAACCACAGCCCAGAGCCAUCAACUCAACCUUAAAAUCCCACUAUGCAGCUAAAACCUCCACCUUUCCACCAACUAGAGGCACCAACUCACAAGCUAGCAAACUAGUUGCCAGCGUCAAGUCUUCCUUUACAGGUAAAAAUAGCUUCCACGGUCAAAGAGCAAAUCUCGCACGGCCAACUCUAAGCUACAACCACGGCAGCAGUCCUUUGAAAACAUUCACAAGAAAAGCAGUCAGCGUCAAUAAAAUGACAUCAAACGAUACAUCUGUCAUCAACACCCUCAGUAAUGUCACUUCACUCUCCGCUCUCACUGAGAACUGUCAUCUUAACGGAAAGAAUCGACUGCCUUCAGAGCCUAAUCUAAAAAAUGUUACCCAAACGAAAACGAUCAACAACGUAACCGGUAGAAAGAAAUUAAUCAUCCGAUCGAAUUCGAGCUCGAGAAAGAAGCUGCCGAAAAAUCUAACCAAAACCGGACUCGAGGCAACACAGGACCUGUCUUCCAGUGACACUAAUAUUACGAACAUUUCAGCAGACUCUCUAGAUACUCCGUUCAGGUUUAGACGGAAAAGGGACAAGUCCAGCAGUCCGGAACCGAUGGACUGCAUCUCCAACUCCGUAAUCACAGCUGAUGUUACACCGGACAAUUAUGAAGAAACUAACAAUUCCCAGGGGAAUAAAUUAUACAAGAUAAAAGCGUUGAGAAAAAAAUGUCCUACAUUUGGAGUCAGUCUUUUAAAGCAAGAUAGCGUUCAAACGCGGUCGAGUACUGGUGCGAGUACUUCUACUGUGAAAAAGAAAUGAUUAGAGCGGGAUAUAGAUUUAGUUAUUCCAAGUUAUAGAUAUUCUAAUAGUAUAGAGGCCACGCAUAGCGAGGUAUUAAAUGUUGAUAGAAUUGUUUAGGCGCUUUCUAACUUAUUCGGCUGAAUUAACUCUUUAACUCAUCAGCUAGUAACAGAUAAUGUAUGUCUAAACAAAUUUUAUCGACAUAUUUGUAUAGAUAAAUAUAA
Molecule: messenger RNA, 3164 nt
Organism: Papilio machaon (common yellow swallowtail)
Lineage: Eukaryota; Metazoa; Arthropoda; Insecta; Lepidoptera; Papilionidae
Product: dual specificity protein phosphatase CDC14A
Exons: 8
Coding region: 811-2958 (715 amino acids)
Biological process (GO): protein dephosphorylation; microtubule cytoskeleton organization; regulation of exit from mitosis
Cellular component (GO): mitotic spindle; spindle pole; nucleolus
Molecular function (GO): protein serine/threonine phosphatase activity; protein tyrosine/serine/threonine phosphatase activity
Source: RefSeq, a predicted model, not a curated record